CCGCGCCCUAAACUCACACCUAGUUUCUCUGUGGAAAACACUUCGGCGUCCGCCAUAAACGAAUUUUUAUAAAUAGAAGAAGCUGACACCCAGAACCAACCAAAAAAAUGCGGGUUUUGAAAUCUCGGAGCGUAAAACCCAGACCCAUUUCGAAGUUGUUAAUGAAAGUGGGUUCGAGUCGGUGCUACGUAAGUAGUUGUAGGGCGGUGUUGUUGCCUCGGUUCGGUGGACCUGAGGUGUUGGAGCUCCGAUCCGAUGUGCCUGUUCCUGAUCUUAAGCCCAAUGAGGUCCUUGUAAGAGCCCGAGCUGUCUCUAUCAAUCCCCUUGAUACCAGAAUGAGAUCAGGCUAUGGUCGUUCUAUAUUCGAACCUCUUCUGCCUCUUAUUUUGGGACGUGAUGUAAGCGGCGAAGUUGCAGCUAUUGCAGCUUCAGUGAAGUCAUUGAAGGUAGGGCAGGAAGUUUUUGGUGCUCUGCAUCCAACUGCUGUGAGGGGCACGUAUGCUGACUAUGCAAUUCUUUCAGAAGACGAGCUUUCUCCAAAACCAGCAUCAGUUACUCAUGUGGAAGCAAGUGCCAUUCCUUUUGCUGCAUUGACUGCAUGGCGUGCCUUAAAAAGUACUGCUAGGAUAGCAGAAGGGCAAAGACUGUUAGUAAUAGGUGGUGGAGGAGCAGUAGGUUUUGCUGCAAUUCAGCUUGCGGUAGCCGUGGGGUGCCAUGUUUCAACUACUUGUGGAAAUCGAAGUAUAAAUCGAGUAAUGGCAGCAGGUGCAGAGCAGGCUAUUGAUUACACUGCUGAGGACAUUGAAGCAGUAAUUAAGGGAAAAUUUGAUGCUGUUCUGGACACUAUUGGUGUAGCAGAGACAGAAAGAAUAGGCAUCAAUCUUUUGAAUAGAGGUGGACACUAUAUGACACUUCAGGGAGAGGCAGCAGCACUCAGUGACAGGUAUGGGCUACCAAUUGGGCUUCCUGUGGCUACAGCUCUUUUACUGAAGAAAAGGAUUCAAUACCUAUAUUCUUAUGGAAUAGAAUAUUCAUGGACAUACAUGAGGGCUGACUCAGAAGGUUUACAUGAGAUACGACGAUUAACAGAAGCCGGAAAGCUGAAUAUACCUGUAGAAAAAACAUUUUCCAUAAGUCAAGUAAGAGAGGCUCAUGAAGCUAAAGACAAGAAGACAAUCCUAGUUUUCUUGGCUUGCCUCCUCUAUACUAGGAUGUUGCAUAUAAUGUGGGAAUUUUGCCGGUGCAAGCAUUCAGUGUCGUGUCGGAAUCUGUAAAUUGCUUGAGCAUAAAUUUUUUCCUUCAUUUUACUGAAAAUUUAUAGUUAAGCAUUUUGAAUAAAAAAAAAAAAGGGGAAAUUCAUUUGAAAUUGAUACUUGAUUGAACCAUCUAUAACUGUUAUCUUGCCCAUGUUCCCAAGUAUGACAAAAAGUAGUGAACUUUUGUGUCAAUUGAUUAUUCCAAAUCCUA
This is a messenger RNA of Durio zibethinus, 1467 nucleotides long. The record is from RefSeq and is a predicted model, not a curated record. NCBI's taxonomy places the organism in Eukaryota, Viridiplantae, Streptophyta, Magnoliopsida, Malvales, Malvaceae.